Kwoniella shivajii is the source of this 420-nucleotide messenger RNA. RefSeq lists its product as uncharacterized. The transcript is spliced from 5 exons. Lineage: Eukaryota; Fungi; Basidiomycota; Tremellomycetes; Tremellales; Cryptococcaceae. The record is from RefSeq and is a predicted model, not a curated record. The coding region runs from base 1 to 420 and encodes 139 amino acids. Gene Ontology annotation, cellular component: nucleolus.
AUGAGCGACUACGCCUUUGCUGCUGGCGGAUCAUUGAAGUUCAAAGGUCAAGGGGAGAAGAAGAAGAAGAAGAAGUCGCAUUCAUCAAAUGAAAGAACGAAAGUAGAUUCUGAAAUACAACAGAAGGAAAAACAACGUACAAGAAUUCGAGAUGAUUCUGCCGAUAUAGAUGAUGAAGAAGAAGAUGAUGAUGACACAAAUAUCUCAGGAAGAGGGGAAAGUUCGAAAUACACGAAAAUGGAAAAUGAACAUAAGAUGACUGAAGCUGAAAAGAGAUUUUUAGAAACGCAGCGUAAGAGGAGAGAAGAACGAGUUAAAAAAUUAGCAAAGCAGACUCAUAAAGACAGAGUAUCAGAAUUGAAUGCUAAACUUGAUAGAUUAAGUGAACAUCACGAUAUGCCAAAGAUUGGUCCUGGAUAG